Meloidogyne enterolobii is the source of this 543-nucleotide messenger RNA. The record is from the annotation of a GenBank genome assembly. Lineage: Eukaryota; Metazoa; Nematoda; Chromadorea; Rhabditida; Meloidogynidae.
AUGCUAUUUGGCUCAAACUUACUAGACGAAUGUUCUGAACAGCCUUUAAAUCGACUUAUUUGCCUUUCAAUUUCUGCUCAAGAGCUUUAUAAACGUGCUAUUGACCCAAAAAUUACAAAUUCAAAUUUUUCUUAUUUUAUUAUUGACACUCGACCACAAAAAAGUUUUAAUGCUGGAUCUAUUUCUGGUGCUUUUAAUUUAAAUGCUGAAACGAUUGUUGAAGACCCAGACAAGUUCGGCUUUGCAAUGUCGUCACUUUUAAAAUUUAAAACUGAAACUUGCCCUAAAGACCACAUUUGUUUUGUCGGUUCUGGACAUGAAGAAGAAGACCAAUUUAUGUUUAUGGCUAUUUCUCGUUUUCUCCAUCAAAAUUUAGAGCACAUUUCCUAUGCCGAGGGAGGAUAUAAAGCUUUACAUUUAAUUCUUUCUGAAACUGGUAAUUUACAAAAAUUGAGUAAUCACUUUACAAAAAAUGACUGUAUUGAAUGCAAAAAUGGACCUAUGACUGCACAACCUAAAAGUGAAUGGAAAAAGGUUUUUUAG